AUUGGUACCCAGUACAACAGUCGCUCUUCAAUAGACACAGUACACCUUGUCGAUCUUCAACUCGUUAAAUACCCGACUUUUACUAACCAUUCAGUAGUCUCGAAAAUAUUUGAAUUCAGAUUAACUGAGGCUGGGGAUCAACGAUGUCACGCGGCAAAAGUCUAGCUUUCUCGUUAGCUAUUGUUUUAUUGGCAAUAGGUGUUCUAAAUUCUGAAGCUCUUGAAAAUGGGUUAAAAUCCAUGGUGUAUUUAUCACCUAAAAUAACCCUAUAUCCGGGUUCAGUUUCAAACAAAUACUAUUAUGACAUCGAGUUCCCAAAAGGUCAUAUUGCUAUCAAAAGUUUCAAUGCUGAAGUUGUUGAUGAAGCAGGAAGUCCUGUUUCUCUUCAAGAAACUUAUCUCCACCACUGGAUUGCACUAAGAUACUACAAUCGUAAGGGUGUUAAGAAUAUAAAGUACAAUGUUAAUCUCGGAUUCCUCCAAUCAGAUUUCAUUGUUGCCGGGAAUGCUGGAAUAUGCGAUUCUGGUCUUCCACAGUUUUUUGGAUUAGGAUCCGAAACACGAAAAACAUCCACUGAUGUUCCUGAUCCUUAUGGAAUCGAAGUUGGUAAUCCGCUCAAAGUUCCCGCAGGAUAUGAAGAAAACUGGAUGUUUAACAUCCAUGCAAUUGACACUCGGGGUGCCGUAGAUGCAAUGGGAUGUACUGAAUGCAGAUGUGACUUGUACAAUGUGACAGAAGAUGAAUAUGGCCAACCAUUGAAACCAAAUUAUUUAGGAGGAGUAAAUUGUUGCUAUGAUGGAACACAAUGCAAAGUGAAUAGUGGGCUUGAAAGUACUGAAAGAAACCUUUACUUGAAGUACACCAUUAAGUGGGUUGAUUGGAGUGACUCUAUAGUACCUGUUCAAAUCUUUAUAUUAGAUGUCACUGAUAGUUGGGAGUACACAGGAAUCCAUGAUUGCCUUAUCGAGUAUGACAUUGAAAAAUCUACCAAUGGAGUUGCUACUAAUGACUUUACGAACACCAGGAGGUCAAGUGUGAUUCUCCCUAUUGAUGGUGAUGUCGUUUAUGCUGUUGCUCACCAGCAUUGUGGUGGAAUAGGUUCUGCUCUUUAUGGGGAGAAUGGACGAGUCAUUUGCUCGUCUGACCCUAUAUACGGGCAAGGAACGAGUGCAGGAGAUGAAGAAGGUUACAUUGUAGGAAGGUCCACAUGUUAUCCUGAACCAGGUUCUGCGAGAAUACUUAAAGGUGAAGCUUUAACCGUGGAGUCCAAUUACAGCAAUAAAAAGAGCCACACUGGAGUUAUGGGGCACUUCUAUAUUCUUGUUGCGGACUCUUCUUUGGGUCUCAAUGAACCAGUUCAAAUUCAUGACGAAUUAAAAGAACUGAUCUCCUUGUGGGGGGUUGCUGUGUUUGGAUUGGCAAUUUGUGUUGCUGUUUUGGUUGCUUGUCAAAAAAGAAAUAGGAAUGAGGAUGCGUACAUGCCCUAUUGCAACUUGAACACCCGUUAUCUGAUAUGAGAAAACGGGUACCAAAUUAAAUAACCCAUGUUCGGUAACACAAAUACACAAUCGUGUUGGUUGGUAAAACCCUAAACUAUUAAGUUUUACCAGAAAUAAAGUUAUCCAUGCUUUCUCAAUUAUCAUUAUCAAUAUAUGUAAACUUGGUGGGACAAUCAGGACAAUGCCAUUUAUCAUAUAUGAUAAUUUAUUUAUGUUGAUGUUA
Molecule: messenger RNA, 1722 nt
Organism: Helianthus annuus (common sunflower)
Lineage: Eukaryota; Viridiplantae; Streptophyta; Magnoliopsida; Asterales; Asteraceae
Exons: 6
Coding region: 144-1517 (457 amino acids)
Source: RefSeq, a predicted model, not a curated record